GGAAAGUAGCGCUCGGACACAUCGUACGCUUUGUCAGACGAAUAGUUGAGUGUUGUGGACAGCUAGAGAUGAAUCGUCUUCUUCUUCUUGUAGUUGUGACUGUGAUCGCAACAUGCGCGCAAGCACAAACGUGUGACUUUGAGGGAAAGUCUUACAGGGAAGGAGAGUCUUUCAGCCCUCUUGACUGCACGAGGUGUGUUUGUCAAGGCAACCCGCUUCAAUUUGCGUGCUCGACUGAUCCCGCAUGCGAAGAUACACCAACACCAGAAGUAGCAGUUGAUGUAACUACAAGUGCACCAACAAGUGCACCAACCGCUCCUUCCAUUGGUAUUCACGUUUGUUCCAAGUUCAGGGAUUUGAACAAUGGAGAUGUAGAGUAUGACAGUGAUGCAGAAGAUGCAGAAACAUUUCAACCGGGUACAGUUGCCGACUUCUACUGUCAUAUUGAGCAUGAGCUGUUUGGUCCUGAAAGUGCUGUCUGUCUUGACAAUGGACAAUGGAACAACGAACUACCAGAAUGCUUACCAUUUCGUCAGUGUCCUCAGCUAGGGCACCCAAGAUUUGGAUGGGUUGUCAAUCGACAGCCAGGUUACCAGCCUGGAGAUAAAGCCAUGUUCAAAUGCAAGAAAAACUAUAAAAACACAGGUUCUUCAUAUCGCGUAUGCCAGGAGAACCUCAAAUGGUCAGCUGAAGGACCAACCUGUGUUAAAGCUAACAAGGGUCCAGGUGGCAGACAGAAGUUAUGUGGUGAUCCAGGAGAUAUUGAAAAUGGUAGAAAGACAGGCCGUGACUAUGCUGUAGGUUCAACAGUUGCAUAUGCCUGCCACCAAGGAUAUUUUCUUCGAGGAAGUAGUCAAAUUGAAUGCCGUUCUUCUGGUUUGUGGUCAUCACCCCCACCUUCUUGUGAAAUUGUACGUGACAGUCUGGAUACUCUGGCAGGCAGGUUUGCGAAUGCAACAGACAACUAUGGACAACGAUCAGACUGCAAGAUUGACCUUGUGUUUGUGUUGGACAAGUCUGGUUCAGUAAGCAAUGAAGACUUUAGACUGAGUGUUCAGUUUGUUAGAGAGACUGUAACAACAUUUACAUCCAAAUGCGAUGAUGUUCGAUUUGCUCUUAUCACCUACAGCAAGCAUGCUGAAUUAAAUGCGAACUUUGAAUAUGCAUCACAACUCACAGAAGUUCUCCGACACGUUCGACGUGGCACCUAUGGACCAACAGCAACUCGUCGAGGACUUGACAAAGUUAGAGAUGAUCUGCUCUUAAACAACAGACAUUGUUAUGCUUGCCUACCACCAACAGAGAGACCUGAAGAGAAAGAUUUCUUUACAUACCCUUGUCCAUCAUGCACGAACGAAUGCCCAGUGCGAGACCAACGUUGCUCACAUUGUGCAUCUACCCUUUUGUUCCUUGUGACUGAUGGAAAGUCUAAUUGGGCUGGAGAUCCAGUCCAUGCUGCAAACUGUGUCAAAGCCAGUGGAGUGGAAAUCUUCUCAGUAGGUGUCACAUCUCAUGUCAACCUAGCAGAACUGAGAGACAUUGCCAGUAAACCUUUUUAUAGUCAUCUGUAUUUGAUCAGAAGUUAUGAAGAUGCUCUGCAACUUAUCAGAGGAGCGGCAAAGAGGUUCAAGUGAUUUUGAAGGAUACAUGAACAAACUGGACAGAUGAUGAGAAAUGGAUUAGACACUUAGUGUAGCAGUAAAUAAUGUGUUUUCUGUUAAUGUGUAUUGCCAUUAUUUUCAGCAGUUGGAAGUGGAAUGAUGUGUAUCUUUAUUGUGUUGACAUUACACAAAGAGAAUUUGAAAACCA
Molecule: messenger RNA, 1809 nt
Organism: Corticium candelabrum
Lineage: Eukaryota; Metazoa; Porifera; Homoscleromorpha; Homosclerophorida; Plakinidae
Product: E-selectin-like
Exons: 7
Coding region: 69-1634 (521 amino acids)
Biological process (GO): complement activation
Cellular component (GO): extracellular region
Molecular function (GO): serine-type endopeptidase activity
Source: RefSeq, a predicted model, not a curated record